AUGGACUCGUCCUCCGAUUAUCAAGGGAGGACUAUGUCGACACAGGGUCAACAAAAGCAGCAAUGGGUGCGCUUCUAUUACAACAUCAGCUUCACACCUGGCGGCAAGAACUUCGCUUGUCAAGGGCGGGCUCCCAACAAAGCGAGGUCGAAACGGCAAAGAAACGCAGAGAAUGUCCUGAACAACAGUGAGGUUCACGAAGCCGAGGAGGAAGAAGAGGGCGACGACGAAGAAGAAGCAGAGAACUUUGUUUCAGGAGACGAAGAGGAAUCGGAAAUCUCUGGCUCCUUCAAUGUCCAACAUGAAGAGGAACAAGCAGAGGAAGAAGUGUUUGUUUCAUGUUCCUUCAGGUCGACAUCUCGAGACGUCGAUGAUUACCGUGAACCCCAUCAAAUUCUAGACGGAUCUGACACUGAUCUCGUAGAGGCCACGCCCGUUGUCAUGCUGGACAUAGAACAACAAUUUGGCAUGAUUGUGAUGGAAGCCCAUCCAGUGGACUUAGAAGGUGCCAAGGAAAGAAAAGACAAGCGUCAGAAGAAGUUCCAAAGAGACUGUGCCAAAGUUUUCGUUUUGAUGACGCUUCUCUUGUUGGCAGUUGUGUUGGGGGUUGUCUUUGGAAUGCUAAGCAGAAGAUCGACAUCUACCACCAAAAUCAUCAAGACGUCUACAGCAGAUGAUGCGCCAACCAAUGCGAAUGCAUCGGGCAUGCCAUCCAUGCUGAGCCGCCUUUUCCCCAACAGUUCUCUCGCAACUUAUACAUCAACAGAUUGA
Messenger RNA from Seminavis robusta, 771 nucleotides. Lineage: Eukaryota; Bacillariophyta; Bacillariophyceae; Naviculales; Naviculaceae. The record is from the annotation of a GenBank genome assembly.